GCCCAGCUCUAACUAUCGGCCAGCCGUUCCAUCUCUAAUAGACUUUUUACACUGCCUCGCGUUUGCUUUCGAUAUCGAAAUAGACGCAGAGACGCAAAGACGCCGAAUUGGCGUUUACACUACUGGCAGUAUUUAUGUGUUUGAUGACGGCAGAACCUACCGAAUUUUGGAAAUCAACUCUGUAAAUUAUGGAAGACGAAAGCCUUUGCUUUUUUGAGUUUAUGGGAGUGAAGACCAUCGAUGUUCCUCUUUAAUAUAUCCAGCAGUGUCUUGAUGUCUUCAGGUGUUCACAAAAAUGUCUGAUCUAAUGACACAAUUAUUUCAAAGUCUCUUUUUAAGGGUUUUAUGUAUGUUUUUAAGUUUUCCCUCAGCCAUAAUUUGCACACGUCAAAAUUUGCCAUUUUUUGGUGUUAUUAGUGGUAAUAGUUGUGCUGAAAUGGUUAUCCUACGUCUCCAGCAAGACGCAGACCUAGUGUAAACAGACUAAAAGAUACAGUCUAUAAGCAGAAACUAUUGUAUACUUUUGAGAUGUGUCCUUUAUACCCUAAAACCUUUAUCUACGCCUUGAUUCCUGCUACAGAUUCGAGAGAGAAUUCUUAAGCAAACUCAGGCAAGCAUCAGCUUGUUCAUUGUCUCGGUUAUGGAAAACUUCGACGGAUGCUAGGGGGCAUUUCAAUGCACUAUUACGUGUAUAUUAUAUUGAAUUAUGUCUGCCCUGAUACGCAUGAAAGAAGCAGCUGUAUUUGUCGAUAUCGAUUGUACCCAUACUCGUAUUGAUAUCCAGAACAGGUUAAGCAUCUCCAUUGUAAGUAUCUUUCACAAUACGGGGUCAGACUGUUGUGGAGUUGUUUUGAUUGACUGCUGCCAGAGAAUCGGUCCUAUAUAAGCCCGAAAUCCGAUCUAUCAAACAGUUCAAAUCGAACAUUCGACCCAAGUCUUUGGAAUAUGAAGUUCAUUUUGGUUUUGGCUUGCCUGGCCCUUUAUGUGGCCUACACCUCCGCCCAGGACAACUGCAUUGGACGUCCCGUGUUCCAAGUAUGCACUGGCGGCAGGGAUGAAGGUCACAACCGCAGUAGGAGGUGUGCAGUAAGAUUCAUGCGAGAGAUGUGGUGGUAUAACGCACGGGCCAGGGACUGCCAAAAGAUGAGAUAUCUGGGCUGUGGCGGCAACAACAACCGCUACUGUUCCCUCGCCAGUUGUCGCAGGAAGUGCAGACGCCGAUCCUGAUCCUGAUGCUGAUCCUGUCCUGAUUCUUUUUCUGAUGAACGAUUCCGAUAUAAAAUAAAUACUACACUAUCCAGAGCGAACCUAUUGUCCUUAUCGA
Molecule: messenger RNA, 1324 nt
Organism: Drosophila pseudoobscura
Lineage: Eukaryota; Metazoa; Arthropoda; Insecta; Diptera; Drosophilidae
Product: kappaPI-actitoxin-Avd3d-like
Exons: 2
Coding region: 946-1227 (93 amino acids)
Molecular function (GO): serine-type endopeptidase inhibitor activity
Source: RefSeq, a predicted model, not a curated record